Messenger RNA from Sycon ciliatum, 618 nucleotides. RefSeq lists its product as uncharacterized. NCBI's taxonomy places the organism in Eukaryota, Metazoa, Porifera, Calcarea, Leucosolenida, Sycettidae. The transcript has a single exon. Bases 1 to 618 code for a protein of 205 amino acids. The record is from RefSeq and is a predicted model, not a curated record. Gene Ontology annotation, molecular function: nucleic acid binding; zinc ion binding.
AUGGAGACGGGCCGCCAGUCAAACUGGCAACACCUGUGCGAAGACAUGGGAAAGCGCUUUGCGCCGGCAAGUGAAGCUGCGAAGGAUAAAUCGCAGUUUAGAGCUCUGAGACGAGGCCCAGGCGAAGCCAUUCCGUUAGUCACGGACGAAUUACGUAAGCUGGUGACUCGGGCUUACCCGACAGCCACAGAGGACUUGAGGGAGGAACUGGUCCGCGACCAGUUCAUCGAGGCCAUGACACCGGCCAGGCUCAGAACGAGGCUCCUAGAAUUAGCUCCAGUCACCGUACAGGCGGCUGAACAGCAGGCACUACACCUCGAAAGGGUGUGGGAUUCACACGACAUGGGUAUACCCCGUCAUGCUAGGAUAUUGGAGGAAGAUAACCCUCCUAUGUUAGUGGCUGCGGCAACCCGGGAGGAACCCUGGAGUCGUAUGUCACGUACUCUGGACCAACUGGCCGAAAGGCUAGAUCGCAUGGAAAACCGAGGAAACCGAGCACGCGGACCAUUUAUGGGGUCGUGCUUUACAUGUGGGGAGAAGGGCCAUAAGGCAUAUGAGUGUUCUAACAGAACACGGGGUGGUGCACCAAACCGACACCAGGCGGGAAACGGACAGUGA